ACCAGCAGGUUGGAGAGCGAUUUGCAUGUCCCACGAUGUGUGUACUAGGUUAAAGAUCAACUAUCCAUGUACUGGAGUAGUUGUGACUGUCGAUCUUAUUAACUUUAAAGAAUUGUCGUGUACUGUCCAAAUCAAUCAAGUUGAAGAUGGAGUUGCUUGCCUUCCUUUAAGGAUGACUGAUAUUCCUUUGAUAGAAUUAUAUCCGACAAUUGAACAGGAUAAAAAUAAUGUGGUUGAAAAACUUUUCGACACAGCCAAGGCUAUUGAUAGUCUCAGAUUUUUUUACAACCACUUAUGGAUGCCUUGGGAUGAGAAUUAUGACGAUUCCGACUCAUGGGUCACUUCUCACUUAGAGGGAAGACUCUACUUACAGUUUGAGUUGAUGGAAUGUAAGGUUCCUAACGAGGUGGCUUACAAUGUGCUCACACUGAUAUCAAAGGGCCGCAACGUCCUCAGAGAGAUAGAAGACAUUCAGGAGCAAUUGUCAGAUGAAAAAGAAUGUUUGCUUCUACUAGUGCUCACUGAGCUACACAAUGAGAUGACUCAUUUGCAAAACCAGUUCAGCGUAUUUGAAAAACCUGGAUUGCUGGAAAUGGUAUCACCUCCAGCUCUUAUGAGAACCAACAGUUUUAUGUAUAUAAUUGUAAAUAGUCAGUGAACAGCAGUUUAAAUAAUUUGUAAAUACUCUUAGAUAUAUAUCUUGAUCUGAAAACUGUAAAUUACUCUAGAACAAAAAGUAGGCCUGUACCAAGGCCACACUAAAAAAACAGGCUGUAAUGCUCGUCAAGCAUGACGUCACGAUAGAAGACGGCAAUGACGUAAU
This is a messenger RNA of Macrosteles quadrilineatus (aster leafhopper), 823 nucleotides long. RefSeq names its product protein nessun dorma-like. The record is from RefSeq and is a predicted model, not a curated record. The transcript is spliced from 5 exons. NCBI's taxonomy places the organism in Eukaryota, Metazoa, Arthropoda, Insecta, Hemiptera, Cicadellidae. Bases 26 to 658 code for a protein of 210 amino acids. Gene Ontology annotation, biological process: spermatogenesis; male meiosis cytokinesis.